UUGAUGAGCCCAACUCCGAAAUCUGCUGGUAAUAUAUAGAGGCACUUUUGUGGUGGGAACUACUUUCUAGAUCUAGCUCGAGAGAACAUAUCAAACGUCAUCGUUACGUCACAUCACCAUGGUAACAAUGGUGAAACCUGUUGCCUGGAUAUGUUUCGGUCUAGCGCUGCUUCACCUGUCGUCUGCUCAGGAUCUAGCCGAAAUAAUCAGAACUGUAGCGGCCAUCGAUACAAAAUUUACAAACUUACUUAGAAGUCUUAAUAGGAGUGUGUCCAGUUGUUGCCAGUGUUCUAGCAGCAGUGGAUGCAGUGCUGACAAUGUCUACAGAAACGCUUGGAAACUAGCGUUCCGAGGUACAGCCGGAAUAAGGAAAUCGGUGCUCUCGGCUUACAAAGAUGGUCAGGGAAUUCCUGCAAGUGUGGAAUACGGAUGCAAACAGGUUGGUCAAAAUUUACCCUGCGCCAACCACUACAGAAACAACGCCAUCUUGGACAACUGGAAAGACAUCUCUCAAGUGGCGCUGGUGCUCUACAAAGAUAAUGUCAAAGUAAAACAAGUCAUCUUUGACGGUGCCGGCUCUAACUAUAUGAACUGGCUGACCAAGGCAAGAGUCCUCGACUCGUCGUGGAGUGACAUGAAAUCCCAAAUCGGAAAUAUAUUCAGCAUUGAAGGCGAUAUCAGACCAGAACUUAGAAGAGUCUUCUUGCUUAACAGUGUCUACGGCGGUUGUCCAAACGAUGUCGGCUGGUUCGUGGCUAUUGAUAAGGAAUCUGACGGCUGUGGUUGGGCAAAUAACCCAGCCUUUCCCGUCUUUAAAUACGCCAGGACUGAAGAUAGACAAAACUGGAACAGUGCCAAUAUUGGAAAUGCUGAUUAUUUCGCGAUAUUUGUCCGGGGCUACAAUCUUCCCUAAUUGAUUUGUUUCUGAUUUGUUUAUUUGUUUUAUCUAGUCACACGCUUCUAUAUUUUAAUAAAGAAUAAUUCAAAUU
Messenger RNA from Biomphalaria glabrata, 989 nucleotides. RefSeq lists its product as uncharacterized. The coding region runs from base 119 to 913 and encodes 264 amino acids. The transcript is spliced from 5 exons. The record is from RefSeq and is a predicted model, not a curated record. Lineage: Eukaryota; Metazoa; Mollusca; Gastropoda; Planorbidae.